AUGGAGCGUGAUACCAAGGGACACACACCAAAGAGCAUGACGAGGGGUCAUAUUCCAGAAGGGCAAUCGCCCAUCUUCUCAUCUCCAUUAAGAAUGUUCAUCGAAGCCGAAAUAUAUGGCUCGAGUUUGUCCCAAGACCACACUAGCGAGAGAUGCAACCAACCUGGCGGGAACACAAAACACAUAAUUCCCGCGCAGAUGUAUUGCGUUCCUGGGUUGUCGGAGGAUAAUCAUAAAAUGGCUACAUGUGGGUCGGGAAGCAUGCCGAUACGUAGGUCCAACUUCUCUAAUAACCGCUCUCCUUGGCACAGUUUGCGCCAUAAUUGUUGGAUGGUUAUCACUGGUUUCAUUAGUCAUGACUCGUACUUUCACGGAGCAUUGGCGGACACUACUCCAGAGGUGAGUGUUUCGGAACCAGAACUCGGAUACCGUCAGGUUGGGUUGGGUCGUCGACCCAGAGAGAAAACGAGUGAGGAUCCAUGA
This is a messenger RNA of Morchella importuna, 483 nucleotides long. RefSeq lists its product as uncharacterized. The record is from RefSeq and is a predicted model, not a curated record. NCBI's taxonomy places the organism in Eukaryota, Fungi, Ascomycota, Pezizomycetes, Pezizales, Morchellaceae. The coding region runs from base 1 to 483 and encodes 160 amino acids. The transcript has 9 exons.